Molecule: messenger RNA, 1466 nt
Organism: Caenorhabditis auriculariae
Lineage: Eukaryota; Metazoa; Nematoda; Chromadorea; Rhabditida; Rhabditidae
Source: the annotation of a GenBank genome assembly
AUGGAACAUUCCAGAGUUUUAGAGAUCUGUCCCGGAAGCAUUAGAACAUUCGAGAACAAUGUGGAACCUUCUAGAAAGGUAGGGAACAAAUGAGAAGAUUAUGGAACUUUCUAGAAGGGAAACCUUUACAGAUGAUCCCUAUGACGUAAUGAGACUAGAAAUGUAUAGAAUACUAUAGAAAGUUCUAGAAUCAGCUUAAUAUAAGCGUUAUGCUCCAACACAAUGUAUGACUAAACUUUUUAAAACGAAAAAAAUUUGUGGCCAAAACGGAUAAAAAUCCCUUUUUUCCUGACAUUUUUUGGGCAAUUUUUUUAUAUUUGAAUAUCAUGUUCGACUGUUUUAUAGUCUUUAAAACAGUCAAACGUAAAGAAAAAAGACUUGGCAGGCUUAUGAUGAGCAUGUGUUUGUGAUAGAAAACAAGACUUGCAGGUUGUCAAAAUGCUGGCUCUAGUGGUGGUAAUCUUCGCGGUGUGCUGGCUGCCAUACCGAGGGAUGGUCGUCUACAACUCAUUCGUCACGGACCAACGACUUCUCUGGAACCCCGAGUGGUGAGCCAUCAACUUUGUUAAGACCGGCAUCGUUUUUCAGGUACAUCAAUUUCUCGAAGACUCUCAUCUUCGUCAACUGUGCGAUCAACCCGAUCCUCUACAACCUCAUGUCGGAGCGUUUCCGUUCGGCCUUCUGUUCACUAUUUUCUCAGAAGCCCACACAUAAUCAAAGUGAGUUUUCGUGGGUUCCUUGGCCAGAAAUUCGUCAAGUACAAGUUUAUACUUUAUAUUUAGACUCACUCCAUUCGUUGAGAUUUGAAUGUUUAAGGUUUGACGGAAAAUGUCUUUUAUCCGAGAUGAAAAGUUGCUGAAUGAGCAUUUAGAGAAGCGCUUUAAGAUUUCGUAUGUGGACUCUCAUAGCCAGGUGCCUCAACGGGUGCACCCGCCUUAAACCCGUGUUUGUUUGAGUCUCAGUUGUGUUAAAACGGGAGAACAACGGGCUUGAGAAAAAAUAGGUGACCCAGCUGUGUUUAUUUCGUAAAUCUGUGACCCAACUGGGCUAAAGCGUUGCCUCAGAUAGGGUACAAACUGUCCAAAGUUCUACCAUUUGUUUUUAUUUUAUAUGGGUUCACUACGGGGGCACCCGCUGAGACCCUGUUGUAGCAUGCCUCAUCAGCAUGAGAGUAAUAAAGUUGGCCUUUUUUCUUUCUAUGGAACUCCAAUACUUUUCUCAAAACACGGUCGCCGGUUAUGGAUUUCGGAACUUUUUGAUGGUUCAAGCUUGCAGACCUGCUGGUUUCUCGGGUACGGCAGAACACAGCGCAAUCGGUGGUGGUUCGGACGACAAGCAUCGGUCACCCUAGUCCCGGCCAACGACGAGCCUCUUCCUUGCUCUGCGAGCCAAGAGCUUCGGCUUUGCUCUGCGAGCCUCGGACUUCAGCCCUGCUCUCUGAGCCGCCUGAUGCACAGCCUGUCUGA